Colletes gigas is the source of this 3227-nucleotide messenger RNA. RefSeq names its product LIM domain only protein 3-like. The transcript is spliced from 5 exons. Gene Ontology annotation, biological process: positive regulation of transcription by RNA polymerase II. The record is from RefSeq and is a predicted model, not a curated record. Bases 590 to 1339 code for a protein of 249 amino acids. NCBI's taxonomy places the organism in Eukaryota, Metazoa, Arthropoda, Insecta, Hymenoptera, Colletidae. Gene Ontology annotation, cellular component: nucleus. Gene Ontology annotation, molecular function: DNA-binding transcription factor binding; transcription coactivator activity.
UCUUCAUUCCGAAGUGAGUUGCUUGCCGUUGCGGACUAACCGACGCUGGGCACUGCGCUCUCGCUCUCGCUGCCUCCUGAUCGGUGCUCAACCAGGAACCCCCGCCGGCGACAUCGCGCAUCGCCAAUAACGCACCGUGCCAUGCCGUGGUGCCACUGAUACGCGAUACGUCAUCACCGCGUGCACGCCGAGCGCGUACUCGGUAAUUAAUUUAAUUAAAUUAGUUUUAUGCCGCGACAUCCGACCGCACGCGACUCCGCGACACGCGUACGCAAAGAUCGAUCGAUAUCGCGCGACAAGUGACUCCGAGUGCUGGAUAUCGAGAACCUUUCCUUUUCUCCUUUUUCCCCCCCAACUUGUACUUUUCUCCCAAUCUACUUUCUCCUUUUUAUCCUUUGCUCUCUCCUUUGAGAGAGAAUUCGUUCGAUUUAUCGAGUGUGUUUGAUGAGUGUCGUCGAAAGAUACUUUUAUCCAUCCUACCAAAGGAUCGAGGGAACUACCUAUUCACCGCCGCUUCGACAAGAGUUUUAAGGAUUUUUCAGUCCGUCUGUGGUUUCUUCCCUCGACGGCGAUUCUAGCCGACAUCACGAUGACUAUGGACGUGAGCAAAUCGGAGACGAAUAAAAAUGGCACCACGCAACAAGAAUGCGCUGGUUGCGGAAAGACGAUCACCGAUAGGUAUCUCCUCAAGGCCCUGGACCUCUACUGGCACGAAGACUGUUUGAAGUGCGGGUGCUGCGACUGUAGGUUAGGAGAAGUCGGAUCGACUCUAUUCACCAAGGCCAACCAUAUUCUCUGCAAGAGGGACUACUUCAGGCUGUUCGGGAAUACGGGCAACUGCGCGGCCUGCAAGAAACAGAUACCGCCGUACGAACUGGUCAUGAAGGCCAGGUCGAACGUAUAUCACCUGGACUGUUUUGCCUGUCAGCAGUGCACUUACCGGUUUUGCGUGGGCGAUCGAUUCUAUCUGUGCGAGAACAAAAUCCUCUGCGAGUACGACUACGAGGAGAUGCUCGCGUUCGCCAAUAUGUCGGUACAAACACCCGCCUCGCUGGCGUACAUCAAAAGGCAGCUACCCCCAACGCCGACACCGCCUGGCCAGAACAUGCAUCCGGGUCACAAUCCACAGCAAUCUCAUCAGGGACUUGGGCAGUCGGUGGGUCAACAUAAUCACGUGUCGAACGGUCAAAUGUCGGGGGGUACACCGACGGUGAACGGAACGGCCAUAGGCGUCGGUGGUCCCAGAGCUCCCGGGGAUAUGAACAACAACGGAUUGUCGGGUCCGGCUCUCGGACCGGUGAAGCCGCCGCCGAUGUCCGUGCAGGCGCCGACCAGCUGAAACGAGCUGUCGCCUCCCUCGAAGAAGCUCAGAUGUCUCAGCGGUUACUAAGACUGACGCUCCCCGGCGAAGCGAGGACGUCGACGAAGCAAAAACGAGGAACCCCCCGCGAGUGUAACGCGUUAAAGUAGGACCAGAGUGACGGAGGCCGAGACGAUUAUCGUGCCGCGUAAUCGAGUUCAAACGACUCGAUCCCCCGUCGAGAAUCUCGCGGACGCUUCCGAGCGAUCGAACGAACGUUUUCUGAGACUUUGUCGAGAGGUUGGGAAUAAUUACUGUGAUCGCGAAAACUAUGAACAAGUUUACGGAGAAUAUACAUAUAUCGAUGAUAGGACCGUAGACGCGUUACGCGUCCACGUACACGCAACAGGCGCACCAAGACGAAAUGGACACGAGGAAACGUGUACAGGCGCAUACCACGCGUUUUGUAAUAUACGGUACCGACAUGUAACGAUAAGAUAAACGAUUUAUGUAAGAUAUAUUUCUAGCGGCGGAGAGAAGCGAACGAUUAAACGCGAGCCUGAUGAAAAGUGUGUAAGAGAGCGUGCAUGUAAGUAGCAGAGUUUCCCUGUAAAUAUCCGUAUCGCGUCGACUCUGCGACCACGAAAGACUGUCAGUAUACGCAGACUCAUCGAUGAUUUCUAUGGUACUCGCGAUUCGUCGCUGUUCGAUGCUGCAACAGGCAAUCGAGAAGACGAAAGCAACGAGUAGGACCGGAGAAAGGAAAACUAGAAUCGUCGCGAUAGUUUUUCAUUUUUCUGGCCACUCGGUCAGAGAUCUAUAAGAAACAACUCGUUUCGACGUAUCUCGGGUAACGUCGAAAUCUCGAUAUACGAACCGAAAUCACGGGCAAACGUUUUACGAUGGCUGAUACCAAAGAUUAACGAUGUAAGUUUCGAUGACCCUCGAGAGCGAACCGAAGUUCCGAAUUUCGGAAUACCUUACGCAGUGAUAAUAACCGUAACAGGUGGCGAUUCUAUCGACUACGGUCGGAACAACAUCGACUGUCCGCUCAACAAGGCCAGUUCUCCCGUCCCGAAUCGAGGGAGUAAAACUAAAUUGUACCCGCAGAUCUGUGCAAAGCGACGACAGACGCAACGGUAGGAAUAAUGAAACAGCCUGGCAGGUCACUUUUUCGGUGACUAUGGGCGAGCAAUGGAAUUUGUUCCGACUUGUAGCAGGAAAAUCGUUCCGUCUCGCGUUCGAACUCUGAACGAAGCAGGUACGUUUUCAAUGCGCGUACGAUCGAACGCGCGAUAAAAGAGGGGCUUAUUCGUGGCUUUACGCUUUAAUGCCAAAAACAAACAAAAAAGAAAGAGGCAUAGGGGAGAAAAGGGUGAGACACAUAUACCAAAAGACAGACGGCUAUCCGAUAAUUGAUGCGUGCGCUGAUAAAGGAUCUGUUCCGAAUCGAUUCGAAGCCUUGCCGCGACGAUCGUGGAAAGUUUCCCUGGACGAGAAAACAAGCCGUCGUUUUAUCUUUUCUCUCCAUUCGCGCUGAUCUCAAAUCCGUUCCACCUUUCGACCCAGGGAAUCUUUUCACGAGACGCAACGCGAUUCGACCACUGUAAAUUAUUCAAAAUUCCAAGGCAAAUUCGAAUCCACCGUAUCGAUUAAGUACAAAGAGGUUGCAAAGAGGAUGCUGUAAAAAAGAGUUAGCGUAGCAGCAACAAGAGACAGAGAGAGAGAGAGAGAGAGAGAGAGAGAGAGAGAGUGUGUGCGCGCGCGAGUGAGAGCGAGAGAGAAAAAGUACAUACUAUUAAAUCGCGCUCUAACACGGAAGAGUCGAACUCUUACCUCUUUUUUUUAUCCAUCUGUAUAUAAAUAUCAUUUAUUAGCGCACUACUAACAUAUUUACGAAUCGCCUCGCUAGGGGCUCCCAUUACUA